AGGUGGCACUCAGGUGAGCCAGGUAAGAAGUGAACUUAUGCGGGUCUCUUCAGCACGUCAGCUGUUCCUUGAAGGAAGCUGAUCCUGUUGCCCACGCAACAAGCACACACACACCUCCCUGCUAAGCUGCUUGUAUUAUUAUUUUCCCAACCACCUGGGCAAGAAACACGAGCUUGGAAAUGGAAACCAAAGAUCCUACUGGAAAAGAAAGUGUGGGGGUCAGGAAAAAGAACCUCACCUUCCUCAAGCAGAGAUUGUACAUGCUGGAAAGGAGGAAGACGGACACGGUGGUGGAGAGCAGCACUGCAGGAGACCACAACAGCAGCUCUGCAACCUUGAGGAGGAGCCAGUCAGACAGGAGUGAAUACAACCAGAAAUUGCAAGAAAAGAUGGCGCCCCAUGCAGGAUCUGUAGGACCAGUUGGUUUACCCCUGGAAACUGAAGAACAACUCAUUAAGCGAAUGAUGGCCAGAAGGCAAAAGAUAAUUGCAGAAAUACUCCAAACAGAAAGAGAUUAUCUUAGUGAUCUGGAAUUCUGCAUCAGAAUAGUGGUUGAGCCCUUGAAAAAAAGGCAGAUUGCUCGACUUGAUGUGGAUAGCUUAUUUAGCAACAUUGAAUUGGUCCAUGAAAUAUCAUCAAAACUGUUGUCAUUGUUGGAAGAAGCAACAUCAGAUGUGGAACCAGCCAUACAAGGAAUUGGUCAGGUGUUUCUACAGAUUAAAGAUGUACUAGAAGAAGCAUACAAAAUCUACUGUUACCAUCAUGAUGAUGCUCAUCUUCUUCUGGAAUUCUAUGAAAAGGAUGAGGAAUUGAAACAAUGUAUAAAAGAUUGUCUACAAUCCUUGAAGUAAGAUUUAAAAAAAAAACAUUUUCAAAGCAUAUGUGAGAGUAAAUUAUGUGAGAGUUGGAGGGGGAUUAUAUUUUCAACAGUUUGCUUUAUUAAGAGUCUUUCCUUUAGGGACUGUUUUUUCAAGAAGUUACUUGAUUAGAUUUAUCUAAUGCUCUUGGCUCCUUUUGCAUGGCUUCAAAGAAUUAAAAGUGUUAGCAAAAAUA
Molecule: messenger RNA, 1053 nt
Organism: Protobothrops mucrosquamatus (brown spotted pit viper)
Lineage: Eukaryota; Metazoa; Chordata; Lepidosauria; Squamata; Viperidae
Product: rho guanine nucleotide exchange factor 38
Exons: 4
Coding region: 180-851 (223 amino acids)
Molecular function (GO): guanyl-nucleotide exchange factor activity
Source: RefSeq, a predicted model, not a curated record